UUCUCGUUCGCUCGAGACAUUUUUUCUCUUGUUUUGUUUUACACAGCCGCCGAGCAAAGUGUGCUGGGGGUUUAUGGUAAUUGCGGUUCCCCGACUGGCCUUCUGGGUAAAGUCUGUGAGUGGGAGCGAAUUGCUCUCCGCUCUCAUUCUCCGUCGCACGCACGGAGACUGAAGCAGUUGGUGUCUCGGGCUGCUCAGGGCGGCAGAAAGAAGGAACGGGAACUGACAAAAAGGACGUAAAGAUAAAUAUUUGAAACGUUUGAUCGAGAAGCUGAAUGGAAGGGUAGAAGAUAUCUUCAAAAUGGGAAUUAUAUAUUCUACGCAUUUACGAGGAAGUGCAUAACUAGGCUACUAGUUACACUUAAAAUCGGCGUGUGUUCGGUUUGAGCUGUUACCCAACAUGGCGCUGCGAGGCAUAACCAGGCUAAAUUAAUUGCCGGAGUCCAAGGACUAUCGCCACCUGUACCCUUGUGUUAUAGCCUACACGGAGAUUUAACCUUGCAUUCGAUCAUAGGAAUAUACUGGUUUGGAUCUUGGUUUCUGAGGAUGUCUAUGAACCACGUUACUUUUGCGCAUUUUUCCCCCCGACUGGAAAUACACAGAAACUUCGGAUCGCUACAAAAAAGUACUUGGACUGCCUUUAGCAAAUGUUAAACAAGAACACUUACCACUUCAUUUUGCCCUUUUAAUUAAUACAGAACGAAUCGCUCCGCGUUCUAUCGACCGCUGUUGUUUUGCUCGUGACGGUGGUCUGAGUUUGGCUGGAAUGUUUGCGCUUCUGUGAAACAGGAUCUUGUCUGGUUUGAACUGAUCAACUCGGAAAUUUUAAACAGGAGAAAUAAGCGUGAUUUUCAAUAUACGAUUGGAUUCUGCACUGCACUGAGAGCUAUAUCAAAAUUUUGUCCAGGACGGUACCUGUAAGUUAUGGUGAACUCCAGAAACCCUACCUGGAAUUAAGAGAAGGGACCCACAUCACACAAAGCAUGGUGGAUGCGAGUGCGGCCUGCAGGAUGAACCCUCUCGCAGCGCUGGCCAUGGACCGGAGCAGCCUGAUGAGGGAGAGCCUGCGCGUUCACGGCGGGGUGGUCUACCCGGGGCUCCGGGCCCUGUCCGCUGAAAAGCCCAGGGAAGCGGCCGGCGUGCCAAUGGGCUACGACCUGCACUACAAGCCCGACAUGGCACUGGAGAGCCGGAAGCCUGCCGGCAGCUACGUCAGCCUUUACAAGAGCCCCAGCCCCGCCCCAGGCCUGCAGAAGCACCUGAUGGUGCCUGGAGCCGGAGGGGACGCCCUAGGGCUCGACCGGCGCAUGGGCACCACUGAAAAGCAGGCAGAGCUGGGGCUGAAUGGUAGCAGUGCCUACCUGCGCCUCCCCUGGAUGAACCCUUAUCCGGAUGCCGGGAUGUACCCCUUCCUGGACUCAUCCAAAUAUGCUGCUCUGAACAUGUACAAGGCCUCUUUCCUCUCCCAGCCAUCCCCUUACCUGGCCCAGCACCUCCCCUACCAGCCCCUCUGUGGGGGGGCGGGGGGCAGUGCCGCUGGAACGGAGCGUAUGUUCUAUAUGUCCCCUUACCCCCCUCCUCCAGCCCCCAUAACUUCCCCCCUGGCUCCUCCCCUGAGGAUCCCCACCGCGAGUGUGGCCCCUACGGCCCUGUCUCCACUGGUGCACUGCCAGGACAAAGGUCUGCAGAGCAUUGGGCCCAGGAUCCACCAUGAGCCCUCUGCGUUCGGCCAGCAGCUCCACCAGCCGCCUCCCCAAUCCCUCCACCAGUCCCACAGCGACCGGCAGCACGGCAGCAGCUCAAAAUCUAGCCGCACCGCCUCCAGCAAGAGCUCGGGUAGCGCCGGGGGUAGCAGCGCUAGCAGCAGUACAAGCAUAAAUGGCAGUGGCAGCAGUCUCCCGGUGGACUCCACCUCAUCCCUCCUGAUGCAGUCCUCCCGUACACCUGCCUGUCUGCCUCAGACCCCUGCCCCCCCUCCGCCGCCCCCUCCUCUACUGGACAAUUCUUUGGACUUCCAGAAGUCGCUGCUUCGAGGCCCCCCCUCUUCAUCUUCCUCCUCCACCUCCCCAUCCGUGAGCCACCCUUUCUUUAUGACUGGCGUGAACCCGGACCACCAUUCCCCAGCCCGGCCUGCUGGGCACAAAUCAAAAAGCAAGGAGGGGGGCUUGGAGCCCUGGAGUGGCAGCGGGGGUGAGCGGAGGAGCAGCAAGUCUCCUUCGAAGACCACAUCUGAGAAGCCAGCCCAGCAAGGUUCUGCUAAAGAUCCCGCUGAUAAGCCGCUGGACUUAUCUGCGAAAAUCACUGAUUUUGGAGCAGCUCCCAAUGGGAUCCCCCCUAAAUUAGAGGCCAUAGCCAAAUUGGGCAACUCCCCCACAACCCGAUAUGGGCAGCUACCCUGCCGAGACCUCCUGAAAGAGACGCUGUCCCCUUCCCCUAUAGUUAGCACUUCCUCCAAACCCCCAGAGAGGCCCGAGAUUAUAAGCACUUUACACUCUUCCUGGGUGGUACCUGGGCCUGGCCCCACCCAUAACCUGGACUCCAGUCAGAACCUUGGCACCUCCGUUAUCAAGAACAAGAACCUGGAUCGCGCGUUGCCCCAGCAGCGCAGCUCCUCCUGCCCCCGGAUUGGGGAACCUAAUGGGAUCCCUGCCCCCACACCCACUCCUGCCGUGGUGACCCCUGCUGGCCGCCCGGCCUCCACAUCCCCUUCCCCAAAAUUAAACGGUGAGUGGCCCAAGCCUGGCUCCACCAUUCCUGAGAAGUCCCCCCAGGCCAGCCAGCCUACCUCUGGGAAACUGGCCAAAAUACCCAAGAGGCCCGAAACCCAAGAGAUCACCUACAAACCUCCACAGUCUCACCUGGAGAAUGGCCAAACCCCUGGCCACCUGUACCUGCCCCAGAACGACACCUUCCUGCCACCUUCCAUAGCGUACGCCAACAGGUACCUGCCGUACCCAGAUGGAAUGUCCCUUCCUCACAUACCGCUUCCUGGGAAAGGCCCAGUUUACCCCCACCCUGUCCUCCUGGGUAGUGGAGGUCUAUUUCCUGGACGAGUGGCGCCCCCAAAGCACGGUCUCCCAUACGGGCUGCCGUCCAGUCACGGGGAGUUCCUGACCUACCACGAAUCCCAGGAGAUGGUCCACCCCCUGAUGUCCCCCCAUCUUGGGGCUGGGCUAGACCCCAAAGUCAGUGAGCGGCUCGAACGGAGGCCGAAGACUCAGGAAAAGCUCAGGCUCCACGAGGAGCGCCACCACUCCACGGAGCCAGUCGACGGAACUCACAACAGGCCCAACAGGGAGAUUGAGUGGUCUGCAGGCCAGGGACUUAAGCCCCAGAAUAAGCUGCCUGCACCCUGUGGGAAGGAGAAGAUCAUCUGCAUUGACCUGAUCCAGGAUGAUGUGGAUGGAAGCUUUCAGGCCACAAAGCUAAGCCCCCCCACUGGGAAGAAAGAGGAGCCUGCCAGGCCUUCUGGUGAGGGAGAGCCAGAGCUAAUGCAGCUCCUACUUUCCCGCCAGUUGGCCGAAUCUGACAAGCAGCUGGAGCCCCAUGGAAAAGCGGCGCUCCAGGAGCCAGACGUCCGUCGAGACCAUGCCUCCCCUGAGCAUGCCGUCAUCCAGGGCGCGGAGAGUCCCGCCUGUCACAGCCCACUCCCAGACUUGCUGGAGCAGCAGACCCUGCGCUGUGCUCGAACCUCUGGAGACAGAACCGCUGGAGACAGGACUUCUGAGCAGGCUGACACCCGGCAUGAGUUCCACAGCUUCCAGAACCACAUAGACCCGGUUAAGGAUGUCCCAGAGGAUGGAGAGUCCCACGAGGAGGAUGAUGAUGGCAGCCAUGGCUCCUCCAAGACCAGGAGGUCUAGCCUGGCUAAGAGGAUCGCUAACUCCUCCGGUUAUGUUGGCGACCGCUUCAAAUGCGUCACCACCGAGCUAUAUGCAGACUCCAGCAAGCUGAGCCGGGAACAGCGCGCCCUACAGAUGGAAGGCUUAUCACAAGAGGACAGUAAUAUAAGUCAACCUGCUGCUAACUGUGAGCGUGCAAUGAUGCGCUUCUCUGAGCUGGAGCUGAAGGAGAAGGAGGGAGGCGGCGGCCCGGGCCGGGAGCUGGCAGACGGCCAGCACAGCCGGGGAGACUGGGACUGCAGCCAGCGCAGCGCCCAUCCGGGGGUCACCGCCCCCCCCACGCAGGCUGAGAAAGACGGUGCGUGGCCCGCCUGUGUGAGCAACAGGGUUCCUGUUCUGCAGCGCUGCGGGGUGCCGCGGGAGGCCCCGCCCCCCCCUGAGCGGGAGCAGGGGAGGCCCCACCCGGAGAGCAGAGAGGGGGAGGGACAGCCCGAGGGGGGCGGGGCCGCGGAAGGGCAGCCCCCGGAGGACGUGAGCCCCGGUGCCACACACGCCCGGAAGCGCACGCCAGGCCUGGAGGAGGGCCAGGACGUCCCGGCCAAGAGACCCCGGCUGAGCACGGAUCUGUGGACCGAGGGGGACGUGACGCACCCCUCCGACCGCCUCCUGGAGGAGGUGAAAAACCUGAAGGUGUGCAUCGAGCUGACGGGCCUGAGGCUCAGCAAGCCGCGUCACCUGGUGCAGCUGCGCGAGCUGUGGGGCGGCGGUGGCGGCGGGGGCGGCUCCCCCGAGAGGCCCGAGGCAGAGCCCGCCCCCGCCCCGCUGCCCGGAGCCUACCCCUCGGAGGCCGACGGGGACCUGGAGCUCAGGGCCGGGUCGCUGGAGGAGAGGACAGCCAAGAGGAGGCCGGAGGUCAACAGGAGCUGGUGCGACAGGGUGCUCUGCAGCAGCAACGCGAAACAAGACCUGAGCCCCGCGCACAGAGACUGCCUGGACCUGCCCCCCCUCGGCCCCACCCCCGCCCGGCUCUCCGACAAGCGCCAGAGGCUGAAGGAGCAUCGCAAGGUUUCGGCGCUGGGGCCCGCCCUGCCGGACGCGGGCCGGGACGCUGACUCCGCCCACAGGCCGCGCCGGCUUGGCGAGUCCGAGAAGCCCAACGGCAAGAGGCAGUGCAAGACCAAGCACAUCAGCCUGCGGGAGCGGCGCGGGACGUCCCGCACCGCCGAGGACUGCCCCUGCCCGCACCCGGACGCCAGCCGCGAGCAGACGGCCGCCCUCAAGCGAACCUCCCGCAAGAGGUCAGCCUCCCUUUCGGAUUGCGACUCUUCCCCCGUCAAGCCCCGGCCCCCGUCGCCCCCUCCCUGCCCCGCUGCGCCCCUCACCCCGCUCCAGACGCCCGCGGCCCCGCCCUCGCCUCCGCCCGGCGGGAACCCCGCCCCGGACACGCCCGCCAGCCGGCCCAUGCCCCCCGAGGCCCGGAGGCUGAUCGUCAACAAGAACGCCGGAGAGACGCUGCUGCAGCGGGCCGCUCGUCUGGGAUACGAGGAAGUGGUGCUGUACUGCCUGGAAAACAAGGUGUGUGACGUGAAUCACCGUGACAACGCGGGCUACUGCGCCCUGCAUGAGGCCUGUGCCCGUGGCUGGCUGUCCAUCGUGCAGCACCUCGUAGAGCACGGAGCCGACAUCAACUGCAGCGCCCAGGACGGAACCAGGCCUCUUCACGACGCUGUGGAGAACGACCACCUGGACGUGGUGCGGCUGCUCCUCUCCUACGGAGCCGACCCCACCCUGGCCACCUACUCCGGGCGUGGCCUCCUCAAGAUGACCCACAGCGAGCUGAUGGAGUGCUUUCUGUUAGAUUACUUCUCUGACCUGCAGGGCCGCACCGACGCCGACCCGCGGCUGUGCUGGGAGUUCUACGGCAGCUCCGUGUGCGAGCCGGCGGACGACCUCUCCGCCUUCGACGUCCUGGCGAACCCCCCGGGCCCGACGGAGGGCGAGGAGGAGCAGAGGGAGGUGUUCGAGUUUGAGUUCUCGGACCGGCCGCUCCUGCCCUGCUACAACAUCCAGGUGUCCCUGUCCCAGGGCCCUCGGAACUGGCUGCUGCUGUCGGACGUGCUGAAGAGGCUGAAGAUGUCCGCGCGGGCCUUCCGCGCGGCGUUCACGCACAUCGAGGUGGCCACCAUCGCCGAGGCCGAGUUCUACAAGCAGGCGUCCCUCAGCCAGCUCUUCUCCUGCCCCGACGAGCUGGAGGGCUUCCUGCCCGACAGCAAGGAGCUGCUGGACCUGGUGGAGAUCAGCGCCGAGCUCACGGCCCUGCUGGGCUCCUCCCUGGAGUGCCUGGACGGCAGCUGGGACCCCGUCGCCAUGGCGAGGUGAUGACCCGGCCCCCGGCCCCAGGCACGGACUCGCACGUGUACAUAGUGUACAUAGCCGAUUGAUGUUGCAGACUGGACGACAGGAGGUUCCAGCUCUGUUCAGGACCGACUCUUAAUUUAACAUCCAUCUUAUUUUUAUAAAUAUAAAUAUAUGAAUAUAUUUCUUCUGAUUUUUGGUUUUAUUUUAUAUAUGGUCCUAUUUUUACUUUCCCUUCACGUAAAAAAAAAAAAUCUCCAUGCCUAAUUUGGAGAGCUUGGGAAUUGGUCAGAAACAAACAGGCUUUAAAAUAGAGGCUUUUACACACAGUACUCUAAUUUUCACUGUGCACCUCAGUUUUAGUUUACAGACCUGCCUAGCUUGGCCAGGUGAAUGCAUAUCAUUUAGAAGCUGGAGUUGUUUUUGAACAUGGUGUUUGCAUUCAUUGGAAGAAGAUGCCCUUCUGAGUUUGUUUCUCAUGGAGCUCAAACUUCAGGAGCUGUUUUCUGCCUUUCUUCAAAUAUUGGCGUUUUUCUUUUCUCUUAUUUAAAAUGAAAAAUUUAAGAUAUUUUCGUGUGUUUUUGUAAAAUAAAAAAGGUUUUAAGAUACUAAAACAAUAUAAGCCGUUUGGUGGAAAGCGUGCUUUAACUUGUAAAUAAGGGGUUGUUAUUUGCAGUAAUUGUUUCUGAUUGGUGUGUUUAUCGUUUAUGCAGAUGUGUUUAAACUUUGUAAUUAAAGAAUACCCCAUUUGUAUUUAUAUUUUACAAAAAAAAUCCUUUAAAAAUAAAUGGCAAUAAAAGAGAAUCUUCAA
This is a messenger RNA of Anguilla rostrata (American eel), 7008 nucleotides long. RefSeq names its product BCL6 corepressor (gene bcor). The record is from RefSeq and is a predicted model, not a curated record. Lineage: Eukaryota; Metazoa; Chordata; Actinopteri; Anguilliformes; Anguillidae. Gene Ontology annotation, molecular function: protein binding; transcription corepressor activity. Gene Ontology annotation, biological process: negative regulation of transcription by RNA polymerase II. The transcript is spliced from 14 exons. Gene Ontology annotation, cellular component: nucleus. Bases 984 to 6221 code for a protein of 1745 amino acids.